AAAUGGAGCCAGACUCUACUGAUCUUAAAGCUCAAGAGUACCAACAUGGACAAGCUUAUGAUAGAGAUCAACAAAAAAUUGAGUAUAAGAAAUUGGAUGAUCUCUCUGACAGUUAUGCCAAAACUAGUGAUGAUUAUGAGAUCCAAGAUCCUUUUAUUAGAAGAAAAGAUUGCUCGUAUGAGAACAAUUUAAUUACAAAUGAUGAGUCAAACAAUAUUUCACCAGAGGAUACAAAUAAUGAAUCAGAUUUGUAUCAUAAUCUGCAGCCAAAUAUUCAGAGAGAUAACCAGCAAGAACAUAUUGAUUCUUUGCUGAAAUCUAUUUCCAGCAUCGACUUUUUGUCAUUGGAGAAAAUCUUAGGUGAUAUCCCAGCAAGUCUAGAUUUAACAAAAGUUGUGGACAGUCAAAAUGGAUAUACUUUACUUCAUUUAGCUGUAUUCAAAGAUUCAGAAAGGAUGAUUCUCAUGCUAUGAAAGCACAUAAUGACAAAACAGACUGGCACUUUUGAGAAGAAGAAAAAGAAAAUGAAAAAUUGGAUAAAUACAAAGACUGAAGGAAAAGAAGGAUUUACAGCUCUCCAUCUUGCUUCUUUUAAUGGAAAUCUUUCUAUUGUUAGAUUUUUAGAAAAACAUGGUGCUGAUAUCUAUGUCGAAAGUAAUUUUUGAUUGAAUGCUCUUCAUAUUGCUGCUCAAGGAAAUCAACCAACUUGUGUGGUCUACUUCUUGAACAAAAAUUUUGAUGUUAAUUGUAGAGAUAGAGUUAAUGGAACCCCCUUGCAUUGGGCCUGAUAUUCUGGAGCAGAUACGACUGUAGCUUAUCUACUUGCAAAUGAUGCUUAUCCUAAUGCACAAGAUAAAGAUGGUCAUACUCCUCUCCACUUAGCUAUUAAAUCUUCAGACGUUGUUAAAAAUACUCGAUUAGUAAAACAGCUUCUUUUCAAUGGAGCUGAUAGGAAUUUAACUAAUAAUGAAGGAAGCAGUCCAAUGGAUUAUGCAAAAGAUGUGGCAGUUCAUCAUGUGUCAGUUGAGAUUAGGAAGUCACUUGCUGAACCUAAAUACUGCUCAUUUUUAUUACUCACACAGCCUCUAACUAAAAUGAAGAAAGAGCUUCAUACUGCUAUUAGUUUUGUAGUUCUAAUGACCUUGCUUUUAGUGGUUUUGUAUUUCUAUAUUUUUCCAUUUACAGGAAGCAUAGUCUGGAACUGUGUUUUAGGCGCUCUAUUUGGAUCAUCAGUUAUAUUUUGGAUACUUUCUGCAUUUAAAGAUCCAGGUUAUUUGAAGAAAAGUGACAAGCUCGAAUUUAUAACUCUUGUUGAAAAGUUAGAUCCAACUUGUUUAUGUCCAAAGUGUAAAAUCAUUAGAACUCCAAGAAGUAGACACUGAACUAUCUGUGAUAAAUGAGUAGAAAGGUUUGAUCACCACUGUCCUUGGAUAAACAAUUGUAUUGGCACAGGAAAUCAUGGGAUAUUUAUCAUUUUCUUAAUAAAUAUCUUCUCUUUCCUUUUACUAAUAUUAUUCCAAAUAAUCACUAAUCAUUCGAUCUAUAAAGGAAUCAAAUUUUUGUUAUUGAUGACUUGAGGCUUCUUCUGGCUAUUAAUAAGCAUCCUACUGCUUAAACAGAUUUUUGUAAUUAUUUAUGGAGAAGAUUUAAAUAGGAAAGAACCUAACAGGCCAAGAGACAAUAGUUCUUACCAUUUUAGUGAUAAAUCUUUUGGAGAUAGUGAAGCUCAAGCUGCAUUAUUAAGAAAUGUUUCUAUAGACUCGAGCUUAGACAAUAGAAACAAAGGCAAGUGAAGGAAUUUAUUAAGUGUCCUGAAAGGAGGUGAAAUGAAAGAUCAGUACCAACUGUUCCUCAAGAACAUGAAAAGAGCGGGAACUAACUGUUUUGAGUCUCCUCUACAUGAUCGUACAUUUUACUAA
Messenger RNA from Moneuplotes crassus, 1919 nucleotides. The record is from the annotation of a GenBank genome assembly. NCBI's taxonomy places the organism in Eukaryota, Ciliophora, Spirotrichea, Euplotida, Euplotidae.